AUGAACGCGAAGGUGUAUUUCGUCGCAGCGGCAGUCCUCGCUUUCAUUGGCGCGUCCGCCGCGUCAGACUCAGCUGUUGAGGUCGGUUGCUACAACAGGACUGCACUGGAGCUAAACGGCACCACCUGUAGCAACGCCAGCUGCAACGUUACUCUGACUGUAAGCUCCCCGGCUCCCACACCUGUUGCCCCUUCCACUGGACACCCUGUUACCCCUGUUGUCCCUACCUCUAACGGCAGCAGCCCUCAGCCCGCUACAGCCAAUGGAACCGUGAGUCCCACUGCUGCACCUACAUCUGCUCGCAAUGCCACCGUGGUUGUACCCACAACUGCAUCCACUAACUCAAGCGGGUCCACGACAAGUGCCCCAGUGACGCCCACUACAGCCCCUCACAAGAACUCCACCUUUGACGCCGCCAGUUUCAUCGGGGGUAUCGUGUUAGUUCUGGGCCUGCAAGCCGUUAUCUUCUUCCUCUACAAGUUCUGCAAGUCCAAGGAGCGCAACUACCAUACCCUUUGA
Messenger RNA from Nerophis lumbriciformis (worm pipefish), 519 nucleotides. NCBI's taxonomy places the organism in Eukaryota, Metazoa, Chordata, Actinopteri, Syngnathiformes, Syngnathidae. The record is from RefSeq and is a predicted model, not a curated record.